Molecule: messenger RNA, 3453 nt
Organism: Megachile rotundata (alfalfa leafcutting bee)
Lineage: Eukaryota; Metazoa; Arthropoda; Insecta; Hymenoptera; Megachilidae
Biological process (GO): cytoplasmic stress granule assembly
Cellular component (GO): cytoplasmic stress granule
Molecular function (GO): mRNA binding
Source: RefSeq, a predicted model, not a curated record
UCACCGGGAUCAGGUUGAUCGGGCGACUUGUGCUAAGUUUUAUCCUUUACCACAUGUUGAUUAAUUAAAUAGGAAUAUAAUAUCGUGGCCAAAAUCAUUAUUUCGGGCUACCGUUAUUCGUUUCUUAACUCCGUCAACACAAAGUUCCAUAAAGGUGAUUUCCUGCGUGAAGGGAACGGAGUUACGUCACGCAUUAGCAAGAUAUCGUGUGUCGAGCAGACCGUGUUCCCCCGUACGUCUCCUCGAAUACAAAGUGUUCCUGCUUUCUUUGCUUGAAUUCGCGUGUCUGUCAAAACUCGAAAGUCACGCACGCGCUAGACUUUCACGAACGAAUGUUUAAGAUAACCGUAGCAUUGACGCAUAACCUAUAAACGGUCGUAAGUCGAAAAGUGAUCGUGAAUGUUGAUAGUUGUUACGGCCAAUUUGGCCUCCUGUCAAUCGUUCUGGAGGUCGAAAGAGAUUUUAAAUUAAAGCUCCUACUUAACGAAUAGUUCGUGGAUAAAAAACAAGUCCUUAAUAUUUCCCUAAAUUGGGACGUUUCGAUCAAAGUAUUUUUUUGACGUUGAGCAGUCACCGGGAAAGUAGUCAAAAUUCCGGUCCCCACUAAGAAACGAGAAGGUCCGCAACAAACCGGCGGCAGAAAUCCACCAACCACUGGCGAAGAAUCCUCGUCGGGUGGCAAAAUGAACAGCAAAAGAAAGAAUCGCUCAAAUACUAAUAGAUCACCUCGUGCCCGUGGUCCACAAGAAAGAUGUGUCGCUGCUGAAGGUGUAUAUAAUAAUGCUCAUUUCAUGCAUGCAAUAACCAGUCAUGUUGGCAACAUUGUACAGAUUCAAACACUAAAUGGUUCUGUAUAUGAGGGUAUUUUUCGUACCUUCUCCAGUCAAUUUGAUGUUGUACUAGAAAUGGCACAUCGUGUAGAAGGUUCUGGGAAAAUAAGUGUAGAAAGCGUAGUAGAAAAAUUAAUUUUUAAACCGCAAGACAUUAUAACUAUGUCUGCGAAGGAUGUUGAUCUAGAUUAUGCUAUCCGUGAUACAUUUAGAACAGAUACUGUUAUUAGCAAAUAUAAUGGGUUAAUAGGUGAAAAAGAAUUGGAACCAUGGGAUGCACCUCCUGCUACCAUGAAUGGAGAUGAUUUAGAAUUAGAUGGUACUACUAAUGGAUGGGAUGCUAAUGAUAUGUUUCGUAAAAAUGAACAAAAGUAUGGAGUUCAAACAACGUAUGAACCGACUUUAGCUGCUUAUACUUUACCACUUCAAAGAAAAGAUACAAAGGAUUACAAGGAACAAGAACAGAAAGCUGCAGAAAUAGCCAAUGAAAUAGAGUCACAACCAAAUCAUAAAGCAAGAUUAGAGCUUGAAAAUGGUGAUGAAGAGGAAAGAUUCGCGGCUGUGGUGAGACCGAAUGAAGGUAAAUAUAUUCCACCUCCACUGAAGAAGAAAAAUGGAAAUAGUGGAAAAAUGAUGAGAUCUAGUGAACCUCCUCCUUCACCAGGGCCUGCAACCACUAAUAAAAAUGUUUUCAAUCAACAACCUCCGUCCAAUGUAAAUGUAAACAUUCCUCCAUCAUCCAAUCUUCCUAUUGGAAUGCAAAAUACUCACCCAUCGGUACAGCAUCCAGUAUCUUUAAAUAUGGGAAUGCCGCCUAGCGGAGUUGUGGUUACAUAUAAUAAUCCUCCACCACCAUUUGUCCCUCCAUCAACAACACAACCACCACCACCACAAGUUCCUGUGAUGCAGCAGACACAAUCGCAAUCACCAGCUACUCCCUCUGUGCCACAAGUGGCUUUUCCACCACAACAACAGCAAGUAGCAUCAUCUAAAAUAAAUACAGAAAAACGUGAACGUCCUGGUAGACAGCAAGUGUAUCAAGCUGAUAAAGCACCACCAGCACCAUUCCCGCAAACGAAUAUUACCACUUCUCAUCAGCAACAGCAGCAGCAGCAACAACAGCAACAACCGUCACAUCAACAGCAUAACCAAUUACAACAACAAAAUUCAGUUGAGGGACAACGGUGUGAAAUAGUUACGCAUAAAUCAGACCACAGAAAGGUUCCAACACCACGUAGUAGAGAAGAUCAACAUUCGGAAUUAAGACAGUUUGCUUCAGAUUUUAAAUUAGCAGAAACACCAACGCAGGAGACUCAAUCUGUUACAAGAAAACAACAGCAUCAGCAUCAGCAGGAUUCUCAUUCUUCACCUCAAAUUAGUCAAUCGCAUCAUCAAUCGCCUCAUCAACACACUACACCACAACAACAGCAACAACAUUCAAAUCCGCAGCAACAACAGCAACAACAACAACAACCACAACAACAUCAGAAUCAACCAGUUCAAGAAGAACCUGUAGUUACAAGUAAACCACCACCAGGCCCACUACCUGUACGACCCACAAGUCCUCAGCCACAACAACCACAACAACAACAAACAUCUACAAACACACCUACUGCAUCACAGACUUCACAAGAACCUGCUGUUGAUAAAAUUACAACGGCUUUCAAAAAAUCAACUUUAAAUCCAAAUGCUAAAGAAUUUAAUCCAAAUACUAAACCUUUCACGCCGCGAUCUCCAAGUACACCGACACCUAGCAGACCACAUACUCCACAAACACCACAAUACACUGGAGCAACAAUGCCUGCGACCGUAGUUAUGCCAGCAUAUGUAAUGACUAGCCAGCCACCUACUGCAUUCAGUCAACCACCUGCUCAACCUGUGACAAGGUUCCGGAAGGGUCAGUAUCUAGUACCAGUGAUGCACGCACAACAUCGCACACAAGAUAUAGCUUCUCAAAUGCAAGUAGUAGCGGCAACUGGACAGCCAUUAAUGGCACCAGCUCCACUACAUCCGCCAUUCCAGGUGCCUUAUCCUGGUCAACCAGCAUAUCAACAGAUGGUACGCAUGGUUCAGGCACCACCACCACCACCGCCACAUAUGGCUACACCAUAUCAUCAUCAUGACUCACCAGGACCACAGGCUCCUGGUAUUCAGUAUAUGGGCCCACAUACUCAUCCACAUCCACAUGUUGCUCAACAACCACCAAGUCAAACUCCUUCUCCAGCAAAUCCUAAUCCAUCACAUACACCAGGCACUUACAACCCUCCGGGUACUCCACAACCCACGUAUCCUCCACCUCCUCCUCAAGGCCAUGCUCCAAGUUAUCCAAUAAUGUGUCCUAUAAUUCCUCCUCAUAUACCAAUACCACCGCAGCACAUGCAAUACCUACCGCCGCAACCACCUCCAGGAGCGCAGCAAACUAUACCAGUGAUUUUGCCGCACAAUCAGUAGCUGCAAUCAGAAAUGGAUGAAGAGCGAGAGAACUACUAGUAUUCUGCAGAGGUAGAAUAAGUUUACAAAUCUAAGUUGCUUUCAUGAUGUCAUUAGGCACUUGAAAUUUUUCCUUAUCCCUUGUAAUAUUACAUUAAUGUAUCGCUAAAUAAUCGUAAAAAAUGAUUUUUGU